GUUUUAGUCACCUCUAAACAAAGUUUGGGUUGGGUGUGUACAAUUCGUUAUUUUGCGAAUUUCGUUAUUUUUAUAGCUUUUUAAGAAUUAAUAUUAUCAAAAUGUUAUUAAAAGUGUUUUUACUUACGUUUUUGUGUAUUUUACCAGUAGUAUUUUCUGUAAGAUGCUAUCAGUGUGCAUCUUCACAAGAUAGUAAAGGUGAAGACAACUGUGGGGCGUAUAAGAAAUUUGAUAAAGAAAGCCACAUAGCAGUGGAAUGCUUCAGUGAUGAGUCUCAUAUGCCAGGAUCUUUUUGCAUGAAACUGACUCAACAAGGGCCUAAAGGAUUUAUUUGGGAUGGUAGAUGGCGACAAGUUAUCAGACGCUGUGCAUCCGUAGCAGUGACAGGAGUUACCGGGGUUUGUAACUGGGGUGUGUAUGAGAAUGGAGUUUACUGGGAGGAAUGUUACUGCUCAUCAGAUGAAUGUAACAGUUCAUCAUUCAUAACAUCAUCUGUAACACUUAUUUUGUGUACAAUAGGAACUGUUUUGUUCUUACCUAAAUUACUAUAAAGCAGCUUCAGAUCUUUUAAAACAUUGUGCCUUGAUAUAAAUUUUUUACUUGCAUUCUCCAUGGAAAUAACAAAAAUUGUACUAUUCUAGGCUCUCGUUUCAUCACCAUUAUGUUAUGGAAGCUAUAGACUUUAUGGCAUAAUAUAGUUUAUACGAAUUGUUCUAUAUUCAAAUUCACCUGGUGGUAUAGAGUUCAUACAAAUGUAUGUUCCAUAUUUAAAUUUUUCCGACAUUUCAUUAUAAUUGUGUUCUACAUUUAAAUUUAGCUAUGAGAUGCUGACAUAAUCAAUAUUGUGUAACAGGCCUUAAAAGUAACCUAGUGUUUCUUAUAAUGUCUACAAAAUCAUUAUGUUUGUUGUUUCUGUUUCGUUAUACCUGUAUAUUGUUUCAAUCAAACCAUCACAUCUUUGGAUCUUCAAAAACUAUUUUGUUUAGAAUCGAGACUUUUAAUAAUAUAUCAGUAAAAAUGUAUACAGUGUCUUCUUUUGAAGACAGUUGAAUGUGAAGUAUCAACAUUUAAUGUUGUGUUUUAGUAGUAGUAUAACACAUUUAGGUACAAACUAUGAUUUUUUUGUAUAAUGUAUAAAGAAUGACAAAAAAGAUUGCCUUGUCACAACAGUGCCUUAGUAUAUGUUACACUUGGUAGAUAAUUCUAUUAUUAAAUUUUUAUUUUUUAUAUUAUGUAAGUGCAAUCUAACAUUCCGUCCACUCCACAACAGAUAUUCAAAUUAAAUAUAUUUAAAACUUUUAAUGUUAGAAUAGGC
Messenger RNA from Spodoptera exigua (beet armyworm), 1315 nucleotides. The record is from the annotation of a GenBank genome assembly. Lineage: Eukaryota; Metazoa; Arthropoda; Insecta; Lepidoptera; Noctuidae.